Messenger RNA from Clupea harengus (Atlantic herring), 2076 nucleotides. RefSeq names its product follistatin like 3 (gene fstl3). Gene Ontology annotation, molecular function: protein binding; activin binding. Gene Ontology annotation, biological process: cell differentiation; multicellular organism development; regulation of BMP signaling pathway. The record is from RefSeq and is a predicted model, not a curated record. Gene Ontology annotation, cellular component: extracellular region. Lineage: Eukaryota; Metazoa; Chordata; Actinopteri; Clupeiformes; Clupeidae.
AUCCACAACACACUCAUUCACGUAAGCGAAGGCUGCACAGUCCUUUUGGGAGGACACGGCUCUGUUCUUAUACGUUUCGAGGAACGGACACGACUUCUGUUGUUUUUUUUUAACUAAUCUGAAACUUUUUGAGAUAAUCAACAUGAACGCUGUCGUCGCUCUGCAUUGCACGUUACUUAUUGCUUUGAGUCUUAUAUUUGGAAAAUACCCUGCCGAUGCCGGGAUGUGCUGGCUGCAACAGAGCCAGGAGCCGCGCUGUGACAUGGUCCUCAAGAGGGGGGUCACCCGUGAGGAGUGCUGUGCCGGUGGCCGUCUGGACACCGCCUGGUCCAACACCACCCUGCCCAUCAACGAGGUCAGCCUGCUUGGAUUUCUGGGAAUCGUGUCCUGUAAGCCCUGCAAAGAGAACUGUGAAGGAGUCAAGUGUGGACCUGGGAAAGUGUGUAAGAUGAAGGCUGGACGCCCCCAGUGUGUGUGUUCCCCCGACUGUUCCAGUAUUUCUGGGAUGAACGCCGUCUGUGGCAGCGACGGUAACUCUUAUCGAGAUGAGUGUGCCCUCCUCAUGGCCAGAUGCAGAGGACACCCGGACCUGGAGAUCAUGUACCAGGGCGAAUGCAAAAAGUCUUGCUCCAAUGUGGUAUGCCCGGGCACACACACCUGCGUGACUGACCAGACCAACAGUGCCCACUGUGUCAUGUGUCGCACGGCCCCCUGCCCGAUGCCCAUGGCACCCGAGUACCCCAUCUGUGGCAACGACAACAUCACCUACUCCAGCGCCUGCCACCUCCGCAGAGCCACCUGCUUCCGGGGCCGGUCCAUAGGCGUCCGCCACUACGGCCACUGCAUAAGUGCAGAGGGGAGUGAGGAGAAUUCCCUUGACUAACGCCUCAAAAGAUUCGGCGCGAAGCGAUAAAUCUCCCAGCGCUUGGAUUGCCUGCCUGAAAGUUCCUAGUCGAGACUUUAUGGCCGCCUUGUUAGUCUCCAGUAGCUUGAGUGUUUCGACAAUACAUGUGGAUGUGGAGGAGUCCGUGGGAAGAGCGAGUCUUCAGCGAAACGGGAGCCACUGACAUGUUGAUGCAUGCGGUACAUAUUACAUGAGCUGUUUCUUUGUUCUUCUUUGGAGAUUUUUGCUUCACUCUAGGGGAAUUGUUAUGGGUGAGAUGUGUAUAUUGUAAAUACAAUACCACUACUAUUUAUUGGAGAAAAAAAAAAUAUUAAAAAAAUUAUUUAUACCUCCCUCAUCUAGAAGUCAUAUACCCAUAGAUCAGACACAUUUUAAAGUAUAUUUAUUGUGAUAUUGUCUUGUGUUACAUGGGCAGCAGAGGUGUGAUACUGGUAGAACUGUUUUCAAUGACAUUUCUCGCUGUGGUUUAUUUAAAUGACAGUGUGAGGCCUUUCUGGCAAGCUGUGCUGGAAUCUUAAUCACAGAAUUGUAGAGCAGACAAAAAGCAAAAUAGAGCAUGUCUUUACAUUCCAUUGUCUUUGUUUGGAGGUGAGAGCAUGUCUUUACAUUCCAUUGUCUUUGUUUGGAGGUGAGAGCAUGUCUUUACAUUCCAUUGUCUUUGUUUGGAGGUGAGUUGAGUUGGCAGCCAAAAAUGCAGUUUACUACACUGCAUGGGCCUUUCUGUGUGUGACACAUUGGGGUCUUGAAAAGUGAAUCACCCACCAAUCAAUGAAAUGACCAGCUGGAUGCUAACAGACCAGACAAACUGCAAACAGUUUUCAGUAAAUCAACAAAUCAUUGUUUUCUGUGUAAUGUUGGAUUGGCUGAGUUUGUUCAAUGUCUUUGCUGCUUCAUAUUGAUUACACAUACUCUAAAUGCAUUUGGCUAUCAGGUCCUGAAAAUAUCUAAAGACCAUCUACAAUAAUUAAUCUGAAAAUGUUCCAUGUUUCAGUUGUAAGUAUCCUGAUUUGUCCGUACAGGAAUUGUACUCCAUUUCAAAUUCAGUCAUGCUUGUUAAUAAAUGCUUGUUCACAAAUCCUGUAUAAAUAUCUACUGUGAAAAAUGAUGGAUAAAUGUAUCAAGUUAUUUUUGUAUUUUUGUACUGAUAUUUGAAAUAAAAAUGUAAGAGAAUA